Messenger RNA from Acinonyx jubatus (cheetah), 2792 nucleotides. It is a transcript of the gene CYTH4, whose product is annotated as cytohesin 4. Lineage: Eukaryota; Metazoa; Chordata; Mammalia; Carnivora; Felidae. Bases 1341 to 2534 code for a protein of 397 amino acids. Gene Ontology annotation, molecular function: guanyl-nucleotide exchange factor activity. Gene Ontology annotation, biological process: regulation of ARF protein signal transduction. The record is from RefSeq and is a predicted model, not a curated record. The transcript has 13 exons.
GAUGGUUGCUGGGCAGCACUGGUGGGUGUCACAAAAAUCUUCAUCCCCCGGGUCCACUCCUAGGGGACCACCCACUUGCCUCCUCCCCAGACCCCCCUACUCCCGAUCUUCCGAUCUUCCUCCUUCCCAGCCUCCGAGAAGUCAAGCCACCCUCUCCUGUUCACUGUUAACCUUAAAAAAACAAAACUGCCAGCUGUUUUCCCGGCCAAGGAGGGGUUUAUUCCAGAAGAGUAUUAGAACCGCCAUCCAGGACAAGCAAGCUGUGGCAAAACCCUCGGCAAGUCCGAAGGACAGAGAGAGGAGUCGCUGUUAGGAAAGGGGAGUCGGAAAGGCUGCGCGAUAAACAACAAGUCCAUCGGAGUUAACUGGGGGCUCCAGGCGUAGUGGCUUUUCACGGGCUGAGUUGUGACUUUCUCAUUGCCUGGGCUGUUUGCACACCAUAAUUGCAGACGUCAAUUUGCAAAUUGCACGUCAAUUUGCACCCCAUAAAUGCAGACGUGUUCUUGCUGGGGGCCGCUGCUCUUUGCACAUGAAAUGGGUGGCCAGGCACCCUCCCCAGAGUCCCGCUCACUGGGAGCCUUUCUCGCCCCUGUCUCUGCAGGACACCUUUGGGCAGGGUUCAACAGCUACCCAGCGUUUACGUGUCCCCAAACACGAAGCCACCGAUUCUGGAACCAGGUUGGGGCGCUUUGCUCCUUUGCCAGAGAGAUCACAAGGGACCUACCCACGCAGACAUAGUGGGAGCCAAAGGACCGGGUGCGACAGCCGUGGAUGGCAUAGGGGUCUGGGUGAUGUGUUCACGGAGCUUACUGGAACCUUCUGGUUUUAUUCGCACUUGUUCCUCCUCAGUGAGCCACUUGUGAAGGACUGUCGUUGUGCUCACUUGACUUUAUGACCUGGUGGGUCACCCAGAGCCAUCUUGACUGCUUGACCAAGGGAAUCAUCGUAUACAGUUGUCAUCGCAUUUCAGGACCCUUCUUUCUGGGCACCCAGCUUCUCCUUCAGUCAGUAGAGCCUGGGUAUGAGUACUGGCUCAGGUCCAGAAACUGGGCAAAACGUCUUGGCUUUUGAUGCAGUGGCCGUCCUUGGGGAGGGCCAUAUCCUCGGGUGAGGCAGUUCCAUUUGGCUGAGUUAAGUUCCUGGGGAACUUAACUGUGCCAUCAGCAGGCUACCCCCAACCCUACCCCCAGCCACUGAAAGAAAUGGGUGCCUUGAUCAUGAAGGGGAGAGCUGAUGGCACAACGCAGCAUCCAUUAUACGUGCGCUGGACCCUUCCCACGUGUCGAAUACUUGCUUGGUGCCUCGCCAUCUCAACACCCAGUUUCCAUCUCUAAUCCAAGAUGGCAGCUCGGUCAGUGGGAGGGAAAGACCCAGCGGAGCUGAGCAGUGGGGAGACAGAGGAACUACAGCAGAUCAAAUGGCACCGGAGGCAGCUUCUGGAAGACAUCCAGAAGCUGAAGGAUGAGAUCGCAGAUGUGUUUGCCCAGAUUGAUUGCUUCGAGAUCGCAGAGGAGAGCCGGAUGGCCCAGAAAGAGAAGGAGCUAUGCAUUGGGCGUAAGAAGUUCAACAUGGACCCCAUGAAGGGCGUCCAGUAUCUCAUUGAGCACAAACUGCUGACCCCCGACGUCCAGGACAUCGCGCAGUUCCUGUACAAGGGCGAGGGCCUCAACAAGACGGCCAUCGGCACGUACUUGGGGGAGAGGGAUUCCUUCAACCUGCAGGUCCUCCAGGCCUUCGUGGACUGCCAUGAGUUUGCCAACCUCAACCUCGUGCAGGCCCUCAGACAGUUCUUGUGGAGCUUCCGGCUGCCCGGCGAGGCCCAGAAGAUCGACCGGAUGAUGGAGACUUUUGCCACCCGCUACUGCCUCUGCAACCCAGGCGUCUUCCAGUCCACAGAUACCUGCUACGUCCUGUCCUUCUCCAUCAUCAUGCUCAACACCAGCCUCCACAACCCCAAUGUCCGGGACAGGCCACCCUUCGAGCGCUUUGUGUCCAUGAACCGUGGCAUCAAUGGCGGCGGUGACCUGCCUGAGGAGCAGCUGCGGAACCUCUUCGACAGCAUCAAGAGCGAGCCCUUCUCCAUCCCCGAGGAUGAUGGCAAUGACCUCACUCAUACCUUCUUCAACCCCGACCGCGAGGGCUGGCUGCUCAAACUGGGGGGCCGCGUGAAGACGUGGAAACGGCGCUGGUUCAUCCUGACGGACAACUGUCUCUACUAUUUCGAGUUCACCACUGACAAGGAGCCACGGGGAAUCAUCCCCCUUGAGAACCUCUCAGUGCAGGAGGUGGACGAUCCCAAGAAGCCAUUCUGCCUGGAGCUUUACAACCCCAGCUGCCGCGGCCAGAAGAUCAAGGCCUGCAAGACCGAUGGCGAGGGCAAGGUGGUGGAGGGCAAGCACGAGUCUUAUCGAAUCUCCGCCUCCAGCGCCGAGGAGCGCGACCAAUGGAUCAAGGCCAUACGAGCCAGCAUCACCCGCGUCCCCUUCUACGACCUGGUGUCUGCUCGGAAGAAGAAGAUUGCCAACAGGCACUGAACUUCCUGGGAGGCGGUGCCGGGGGACCCCACGACCUGUGGUACCUAGAGACGUACCUCCCCCCCCAGGACACGCUUUCCUGGCCCACGGACAUCCCCCCGGCCCCCAUUACUUCGGGCGAACAGGAGUGGGGGCGGCCGGGCUCGGGGGGGGGGUGGCCGGAAAAGUCCGAGGGCUCAGAGGUGGCACUGAGGCACCGCAGCCCCGGCCACGAAAGGCCCCCGCCCUCCGCCCCAGGUCACUGCAGCAGGGAACGAG